GUGUCUGGGGUCAGACGGGGCGCUUCUGGUGGAGCCACUGCAGCCCUUUUCAGCAAUCACGUGAUGUGUGGGGAUGGGCUCCUGUAGGUGCAGCUGCCCGUGGUGGCAGGAGGCCUGGAAGCCACAGGCAUCCCUGCUGGAUGUGGCGUGGGUCUCAGAGGGACCCUCGCUCCCGCAAAGAACGGGGCCCACGUCCACGUCGUGGAAGAAUGGACAGAGAGAAUAGAAAUAAUAAGAGGCAGGAGCUGGCAUUUAUUAGCCCUUCUUCUGUGCUAGGUCUUGGACUGAGAAGAACUUAACACAUGAGGGGCAGGCACUCUUGUGAGCCCCAUUUUCUAGAAGGGGAAAUGGAGGCUCAGAGAAGGCCGGUGACCUGCCUAAGAUCAUGCCGCAAGCUCAGGUGGCUUUCCUCCAGGGAGAAAGGAAAGGGCAAGAGAAUCUCAAGACAGACCUGGUGCGGCGGAUCAAGAUGUUAGAAUACGCGCUGAAGCAGGAGAGGGCCAAAUAUCAUAAGUUGAAGUUUGGUACAGACCCGAACCAGGGAGAGAAGAAACCAGAACUGUCAGAACAAGUCUCCAAUGGCCCUGUGGAGUCGGUCACCCUGGAGAACAGCCCGCUGGUGUGGAAGGAGGGGCGACAGCUUCUUCGACAGUACCUGGAGGAGGUGGGCUACACGGACACCAUCCUGGACAUGCGGUCCAAGCGUGUUCGAUCCCUGCUGGGACGCUCGUUGGAGCUCAAUGGGGCCGCGGAGCCCAGUGAAGGGGGCCCCAGGGCCACACUAGGCCCUGGGGGGCUCAGCGGUGGGGAGUCGCUUCUGGUGAAACAGAUCGAAGAGCAGAUCAAGAGGAAUGCAGCAGGCAAAGACGGGAAAGAGCGCUUGGGCGGCUCAGUGCUGGAGCAGAUCCCCUUCCUGCAGAACUGUGAGGAUGAAGACAGCGACGAGGACGAUGAGCUGGAUAGUGUGCAGCACAAAAAGCAGCGUGUGAAGCUGCCAGCCAAGGCCCUGGUGCCUGAAAUGGAGGAUGAGGACGAGGAGGACGACUCAGAGGAUGCCAUCAAUGAGUUCGAUUUUCUGGGCUCAGGAGAGGACGGCGAGGGCUCUCCGGACCCCCGGCGAUGCGCUGGAGAGGGGCCCCACCAUGAGCUGGAAAGCCGGCGGGUCAAGCUCCAGGGCAUUUUGGCUGACCUUCGGGAUGUGGACGGGCUGCCCCCCAAAGUGACUGGUCCACCUCCUGGCACACCCCAGCCCCGGCCACACGAAGGUUCCUUUGGCUUCUCCUCAGACGUUUUCAUCAUGGACACUAUCGGGGGCGGGGAGGUGAGCCUGGGGGACUUGGCAGAUCUCACCGUCACCAAUGACAACGACCUCAGCUGUGACCUAUCUGACAGCAAAGAUGCCUUUAAGAAGACCUGGAACCCCAAAUUCACUCUCCGCUCACACUACGAUGGCAUCCGCUCCCUGGCUUUCCACCACAGCCAGUCGGCUUUGCUCACCGCGUCCGAGGACGGCACACUCAAGCUCUGGAACCUGCAGAAGGCCGUCACAGCCAAGAAGAAUGCUGCACUAGAUGUGGAACCUAUCCAUGCCUUCCGGGCUCACAGGGGCCCCGUGUUGGCAGUAGCCAUGGGCAGCAACAGUGAAUACUGUUACAGUGGUGGGGCAGAUGCCCGCAUCCACAGCUGGAAGAUUCCCGACCUCAACAUGGACCCCUACGAUGGCUACGACCCGAGCGUGCUGAGCCACGUCCUGGAGGGCCAUGGGGACGCCGUGUGGGGCCUGGCCUUCAGUCCCACCUCCCAGCGCCUGGCCUCCUGUUCCGCCGACGGCACCAUCCGGAUCUGGGACCCCAGCAGCAGCAGCCCAACCUGCCUCUGUACCUUCCCCGCAGCCAGCGAUCACAGGAUCCCCACCUCAGUGGCCUUCACCAGCACCGAGCCUGCCCACGUCGUGGCCUCCUUCCGCUCUGGCGACACCAUCCUGUAUGACCUGGAAGCUGGCAGUGCCCUCCUCACGCUGGAGUCCCAGGGGAGCAGCGGCCCAACCCAGAUCAACCAGGUGGUGAGUCACCCAAACCAGCCCCUCACCAUCACCGCCCAUGACGACAGAGGCAUCCGCUUCCUGGACAACCGGACAGGGAAAUGCGUGCACUCCAUGGUUGCCCACCUGGACGCGGUUACCUGCCUGGCCGUGGACCCCAAUGGCGUGUUCUUGAUGUCGGGAAGCCACGACUGCUCCCUGCGUCUGUGGAGCCUGGACAACAAGACAUGCGUGCAGGAGAUCACCGCCCACCGCAAGAAGCACGAGGAGGCCAUCCAUGCUGUCGCCUGCCACCCCAGCAAGGCCCUCAUCGCCAGCGCGGGCGCCGAUGCCCUGGCCAAGGUCUUUGUAUGAUGCCCGCCUGGCCCCACCCUGGCCGGGAGCAGGGCUGGGCGGGUGGGACUGAGGUGACUCAGCCUCAGUCUGGGGUCCCAGCCUCAUCCUGCCUGCCUCAAGCCUGGUGGUGCUAAAGGCCCUUUCCCCAGGCGGCCCUCCCCAUGGGCUGCCCUUCCCCGGCACUGGCCUGGGGAUUUGCCGCCUUCAGGAAUCACCAUCCAAGGUGGUCACUGGGAGUUUCAUCUCUGCUCCGACACGCGCUCCGGGCCUCCCGGCUGCCUUCAGAGCAGCACAGCCAGGGCUGGGCAUCCUUGUGGAUCAGCUUUUCCAGGAUGCCAGAAGGUGCCAGGUUCUCUCUUUGAACCCCCAUCCCUCCCCUCCCUCCUUCCGGACCAGGGUGGGAGCUGUGCUGGGAGGAACCCAGGCACCCCUGCUGUGGGUCCGCCGGGCUGCCUUGGAGCCAGCUGGCCCCAGCCUGUCCUCUGUGGGAGUGCUGGGCCUGGGCCACCCCGGGAGCACACCCAGUCCACCACCCUCCCCUCCAGUUCCUGCAACACAGCUCUCCAGACACCCCCCAGCGCCUCCGGGGCCAGUAAAGUGCCUCGGAACAGGCGAUGCCCUUUGGGGAGGCGCCCGCCCCUACCUCCCUCAACGCCCCCCAAGGCAGCGCCCCACCCCCAGCAGGGGUCACCCUUGGGGAGAGGUGGCCUGCCCUUGCCCCCCUCCCUGGGGCAUGGGGGUGGAGUGGGGUCCCCAGGGUCCCCCAUAUCACCCUGUAUAUCUGUAUAAAUAAGUGGGAUUUUAAUGAACCUCCCCCGCCCCCAUGUCGUUAUCACUGUGUGAUAGUCUGUCAGUCUCCUCUCCUGGCCCUCCGCUCUCUCCCUCUAUUUAUUUCACUCUUUUUUUGGGUUCCACCCUGAGCCCUUGGGCCCCCUUCCAGAUUCCUGUUUAUAAGACCUACCCCCUCUUGUCCUGGACUCGUAUGUGAAACUUGCCUCAAUAAACCC
Messenger RNA from Pteronotus mesoamericanus, 3384 nucleotides. RefSeq names its product striatin 4 (gene STRN4). NCBI's taxonomy places the organism in Eukaryota, Metazoa, Chordata, Mammalia, Chiroptera, Mormoopidae. The transcript has 18 exons. The record is from RefSeq and is a predicted model, not a curated record. Gene Ontology annotation, cellular component: dendrite. Gene Ontology annotation, molecular function: protein-containing complex binding; protein phosphatase 2A binding; armadillo repeat domain binding. The coding region runs from base 386 to 2395 and encodes 669 amino acids.